Messenger RNA from Eruca vesicaria subsp. sativa (arugula), 1032 nucleotides. The record is from the annotation of a GenBank genome assembly. NCBI's taxonomy places the organism in Eukaryota, Viridiplantae, Streptophyta, Magnoliopsida, Brassicales, Brassicaceae.
AUGAGGUAUCAGAGAGUAAGCCCAGAUUGUCUUCCCCUUACAAACUCAGAAAAGAAGCCUUACUUAAGACCUUCACCUUCAACACCAGACACCACUUCCAUCGCCGCAAGAGGAUUCAACGGCGGAUCAUCAUCAUCAUCACUAGACGGAGUCCCCAAAGGAUUCCGCGUCAGAUCCACCCUACAACCAGAUCCUCCCACCUCUACCAAGCGCGGCGGAGAUGUGCUGUUACAGUGGGGACAAAGAAAACGAUCGAGAAUCUCCAGAGCCGAGAUCCGAUCCUCCACCACCACCACCACCGUGGCCGCCGCGGCAGAUGACUCUUCGUCUUCUUCGGGACAUGGUAAGAUUCAAUCGAGCAAGCUUUUGAGAAGAUCGGUUAAUCCGUCUAUGCCUCCACCACCUCCUCACCCGGUUUCCGCUAACCGGAGUACAAACCAUAGAAACGGUUUCGUCGGCAGCAAGGAAAUAUUCCUUUCCAGGAAUCAAGAAGAUCGAUCAGCCAACGGAUCACCAUCAAGGAACAUCAACAGCAGCCGUACGGUGUCCAGAUCGGGAGGCUCAAAGCGAUCUCCACCGUCUCCUGACCAGAUCGAGAAGAGAUCAAGCGUCAGAGAUCAUCAUCAUCAGAACCAGAGACAAAACGGGCUGGAUCAUCAUAACCAUAAUCAAAGAGUGAACAGAUCAGAAUCAACGGCUCAGGCUCAUCCAGAGCUGGAGACAAACAACAAUGGAGAGAGAGAAAAAGCAACGCAAGUGGAAGUGACAGAGUGGCCGAGGAUCUACAUUGCCUUGUCUAGGAAAGAGAAGGAAGAGGAUUUCUUGGUUAUGAAAGGCACAAAGCUUCCUCAUCGACCCAGGAAACGGGCUAAGAACAUUGAUAAAUCCCUCCAGUAUUGUUUUCCAGGGCUGUGGCUGUCUGAUUUACCCAAGAACCGUUAUGAUGUUAGGGAGAAGAAAAAUGUGAAGAAGCAACAGCAGAAACGGAGAGGGUUGAAAGGUAUGGAAGAUUUGGACACCGACUCGGAGUAA